This is a messenger RNA of Alternaria burnsii, 3867 nucleotides long. RefSeq names its product wd40 repeat-like protein. Gene Ontology annotation, biological process: transcription initiation at RNA polymerase II promoter. NCBI's taxonomy places the organism in Eukaryota, Fungi, Ascomycota, Dothideomycetes, Pleosporales, Pleosporaceae. Gene Ontology annotation, molecular function: protein binding; RNA polymerase II general transcription initiation factor activity. Gene Ontology annotation, cellular component: transcription factor TFIID complex. The transcript is spliced from 6 exons. The coding region runs from base 1 to 3867 and encodes 1288 amino acids. The record is from RefSeq and is a predicted model, not a curated record.
AUGUCAGGGCCCCCGCAAGGGCCCGGGCCUGUAAGGCAAAUGAGUGUAGGAAAUGGACCACCCAGCGCAGGUUUACCACCACACAACGCCAUGCCUCCGCAAGGCGGUCCUCCGCCGCCAGGUGCCUCAGGGCCGCAGUCCCAGCAGAACUUGAACCAGAUUGUGGGUACAGCUCUUUUUCCUAUCAUCACGUCGUCUGCUAUUGUGGUGCCCGUACAAUUACGAAGAGUCUUGGAGUACCUCUCAAAAAAAGGCUAUGUUCGCACCGAGGCGAUGCUCCGCAAGGAGUCUGAACCGCAGACCAACGGCCAGCCGCUCACGGCGCAGAGUACCGAAGCAGGCGGCGCGAAAUAUACAAAAGCAUUCGAGCUUCUACGCAAAUACACCGAAGAUAACCUGGAUCUGUAUAGACCAGAGUUGCGAAAGCUGCUGUGGCCCGUCUUUGUGUACUCAUUUCUGGACCUGGUGCGCGACUUUUACACGAAAGAUGCGGAAACAUUUUUUGCAACGUACCAGGGCCUGUUUGAGCGCGACCACGACGAAGACAUCAAGACACUUCGCCAAGUGCGAUUACAAGCACAUCUGCAGGAGAGUCGAAUAGCGAAGCUGUACAUCGACAACAAAUAUCGGAUCACGCUAACGACCAUGCCAUUCUUCAACCUCAUUCAAUUUCUCGAAUCCAAGCAUUUUGACGGUGGUGCGACAAUAAUAGACGUGAUCCGGGAACACCUGAACAUCGUCACUGUCGACCGGACAGCCACCGCUGAGAAAAGCAUUGCAGCAAUUCUUGCGAGUGGACAUGGCGAAGACGAGCUCCCAGCGGAGGAUGAAGGUAUUCCAGGACACGCCCCAGGUCAUCCUCUUACUGCGCGCCACGAUCCCGAAGCGGAAGCUGCCCGAAUCAGGCUACAAUUAGGAGCAUACCCACAGGAGGCAGAUCUGCAGGAAGACGUCCGAGCAGCUCUACAAGACGAGGACGCUAAGAAUGCGCCAAGACCAGGACAACCAAGUCUGGUAGAGGAGUUUGAGCAACGCAUAAAACAGGAACCAACAGAAGACGGGCCUUCGCGUGAGUUUGUUCCUCUGCCUCCCUCUCUAGCGCGCGACGUCUCUAUGGAGGUUCAGAAGAUCAUCGAGCACCGAGAUCGCUACAAGAUGGAAGGCAGAACAGGCGGUGUUGGUCCCGCUGUCAGCGUGACCAUGUACACCUUUCAUAACACGUAUGACAGUAUCAACUGUAUCGACUUCUCUGGUGACAACCAGCUCGUCGCAGCCGGCAUGAACGAGUCCUACAUCCGCGUGUGGUCCAUGGACGGCAGUCCUCUCACCUCUCCGAACGACAACCCAGACACUCAGCCAUCGUCUUCCAGGCGGCUUGUUGGCCACUCAGGCCCUGUUACUGCGGUGGCCUUCUCACCCUCUACAGCAAAUCCGUAUCCUUCUGGCCCGCCCACAAACUCAGAAUGCCUUCUUUCAUGUUCGGAAGACAAGACCGUCAGGCUAUGGUCAUUAGAUACAUACACCUGUCUUGUAGCGUAUCGCGGACACGACAAUCCUGUCUGGGACCUGCAAUGGGGACCGUAUGGACACUAUUUCCUUACUGGUUCGAACGAUCGUACCGCGCGUCUGUGGUCAACAGAUCACAUUGAACCUCUACGCAUCUAUGUUGGCCAUGACAAUGACGUUGACUGCGUUGCUUUCCAUCCCAACAAUCUUUACGUAUUUACCGGCUCUUGCGACCGCACGGUGCGCAUGUGGCACAUCGCCGGUGGUAAUUGCUUGCGCCUCUUUACUGGUCAUACAGGCAAUGUAACUGCUAUAGCCUGUUCUCCUGAUGGCAGAACCCUGGCAUCCGCUGACGAUGCUGGCAACAUUAUCCUCUGGACUCUUGAAACUGGGCGAAGACGCAAGCGUAUGCGCGGACAUGGCAAAGGCGGGAUCUGGUCGCUUUCUUGGAGUGUGGAGUCCAGCGUUCUUGUCUCAGCCGGUGCGGAUAAGACAGUUCGUGUUUGGGAUGUACUGCAAGAGACUAGCGAUAAGGCUGCUGACGGUGUGGCUGCGAAGGCAGAUGGCGCCAUGACGACCAAAGGCGCAAGUGGCACCACAGUCACGGGAAAGAAGGCCAGCAAGGAGGCAGCUGCCAGCCCGACGCUUGACAUGAAGAUCAUUCAGCUUGCCGCUAUCUUCGGAGGUACUGCUCUCGCAGUCCAGCCUCUUGCAGCUCCUCAUGUCCAGCGCGCCCUCACAGACACGCACUCCAUGGUUGUUAUGGUCACGUCAACUCAUCUAGUCUCCGAGAUCUGUACGGAUAUCGCGAGCUGCCCUCCUUAUACUACAACUGCCCAGACAUCCGUCGUUUAUGUCACUGCAACAACAACAAUCUGUCUUCUCUCAUCCACACCUCCCGGAUAUGGACCACCUGCGACUACAGUUAAUCCUUCAUCCGUUGCCAGCUCUGCAUACCCCACCGAGCCUGCAGGCAUCACUGUCAGCACCAUUCCUGGGUCUUCGAUCUCUCCCACCGGUUCCGAAUACUCCAGUGGCUCUGCUCCUCAGUCAAGCGCUCUGCCAACGGACGUCUCCUCAAGCGCCUAUGCCACGGUACCUAGUGUGAGCGUAAUCACUCGGCCGGCGUCUUACAACGGCCCUGUCGUCGUUACCCUUACGUCUGUGUAUCCCGGGUCAAGCGUUGUCAUUGUGAUCCCUUCAUCUACCACCUUAGAUGUCGUCAGUUCGUUUUAUUCCGGUUCACCAACCUCACUCAGUCCUAUCGGCUCUUCGACUGGAUACGUUGCACCUCCUGAUAGCUCAUUGGUCUCAUCUAUUUCAUACCCAGGCUCUGUUCCCUCUGGUAGCUCAGCAACUCCAUCGUACAGCAACACCGAUGCAGUACCUAUCUCGUUGGUAAUUCCAUCUCUGGGACCUAGUUCCGGUAAUUCGGUUACUCCUUCGACGCCAGGCUAUGCUCCCUCCCGCUCAGCAACCCCACCUAGUAGCAAUACAGAUGCAGUGCCUACUUCCCUCAGUGCUACCGUUACUGAUUCAUCGUCGAGUGGAUACAACGUUCCUUCCAGCAUCUCGACUAAACAGUCAGGCUCUUACAUAGGUACCGUGCCGACUACCUUCACAGUCUCGUUACCCACAGGUCCAUCUUCAAGCGGGUAUGCAAUGUCAUCAAGCAAAUCGGCUAUCUCUUCAAGCCCUGCUGGUCUGUAUUCGAGUGGAUACAUUGUGCCACCGGGUAACUCAGACGUACUGACAAGCUCGGGCGCUGCUGUUCUACCUUCUUCUCCCACAGCCUCUUUGCCAAGUGCCAGCUCUGCUGGACCUUCCUCAAGCAGGCUCUUCACAGGCUCCGAGACGGAUGCUGUGCCCAGCUCUUUUCCGUCUGGUGGCCCAUCGGCUGGGCCUUCAUCAGGUAGCUACUUUGUUCCAUCCGACACUGCAUCAAGAUCUUCGGGUAUUGGCUCUGGUACAUAUCCGGCUAGAACGUCUGCGACAUCUGGUUACUCCAACCCCUCGCACUCAGCAGGCUUUAAAUCUACCGUCACCGAUAGCACGAUUAGGAUUACGAGCUCUCAGACGCAAACGUUCACCUCGUACGUCACUGCAGGACCUUCCUCCAAUGGGGCUGGCAGCAACACAAACACGGACACACAGGCUGUAGCGACAAGCUUCCCUUCAAGUGUUUCUGGUUAUCCCUCCGGAUCCGGUUACCCACACCCAUCUGGCGGCAUCAACGGUACGAUAAUUGCGCCCUCUCCCAGUUAUAUCGAAGUCCCUAUCAACACCGGUCAUAUCGUUGGUGCCGGAAAGAGCUCUCUCACAGCAAUUGUCGUCGCUCUCGUCUUCGUUCAUCUCGCAUGA